AUGCCAUCCUUGGCUGCCAUUGGCCCCAGUUGGGAUUCUCCAACAUCUUCCCUGACAGUCUCACUGCCACCUAGAUUGCUGUUGGCAUCUGCACAAAUUCCACCAACUGUGCCAUCUCCCCCUAAGCAUGGAUGGAUGGAUGAGCAGUCAGAUGAUGCAGCAGCCUCUGAGCCACAGGCCAUCCUGGCUACAUCAUGGCAACCAUCUCCAUGGCCUACAGCCACUGAUGCUGCCAGUGUGCUGCAACAGUUCACCAGUGACUUGGGUAUACAAGGAAUUCAUGACAAAGGGCCAAUUACAACAUCAGUGGAAAAAGUAUGGCAGCUUGUGGUUCUUCUCUUGGGACUGGCUGAUGAGCACCCACCCCAUCUUAACACCACCACCAAUGGGCCAAUCAUUGUGGCCUACAACCACUACAGCAAUAUAUUGGUGGAAUCAAGCAUCCAGUUUUGCCUGUUGCUUGCAAGGAGAGCACAGCUGGCAAGGACUCAGCAAUACAUACAAGAUUUGAUGACCAGGGAUUGGGAUGGUGAGGAUGAAUUGGAACUGGAUGAGGAUUUAUUGUAA
This is a messenger RNA of Pisolithus orientalis, 567 nucleotides long. RefSeq lists its product as uncharacterized. The transcript is spliced from 3 exons. NCBI's taxonomy places the organism in Eukaryota, Fungi, Basidiomycota, Agaricomycetes, Boletales, Pisolithaceae. The record is from RefSeq and is a predicted model, not a curated record. Bases 1 to 567 code for a protein of 188 amino acids.